CCGACUGCGACUAAACCCUCAAAACCCCACAAAACCUCGCAGUGAAGCUUCUCGUUCAAUUCUAUCACGGCAACCAUGAACGGCGGCGGCGGUGGCGGAGGUAUAGGCGGUUCUCCGUUCAAUCCGGCGAACUCCACUCCUAACUUCGAUAACCUUCUUCUGCAGUCUCUGAUGUCGCGCCUCCAACUCCAACCGCCAAACCGCCGCGUUCCGCCGGAGUUCUCCGACGCGAAGUCGCUCGAAGACCUCUUCUCCGAUUUGCUCCUGAAUCUCUCCGAAUCUGAAUCAGAUUCCGAUUCGGAGAACGAGAAUUCGUCGUCUUCCAAAAAUCGGCUUGCUAAGGAAGAAUCCAGAGUCGAGAAGGAGAUCGUGCGCGCCGUCCUAGGCGGAGAGAUCGAGAAGCUGAAACCUAAUUCCGGCCAGACUAUCUCGAUCGGCGAGCACCACAUCUGCGUAGGUUUUCAGGAGGAAACAGGUUCGGAUUACCGAGUUUGGGAAUGGCACGGUCAUAUAAUGCUGUUCGACGAGGAGAACGGCUUUGCGCCGGAGUAUAUCUACGGGAACUACUUCGAGAGGAUUGGCGCGGCGAGGAGAGCGUCGAAGGCGCCGGCGACGGCAACGAACAGCGACGACAAAGAGACGAGCGGCGGUAAUCUAGGGUUGAAAGAUCUGGUUGAUGCUGCGGAUUCAGGGAGUGAUCGGAUUCUCCAUCGGAGCUUGAAUGCGAACUCUGCUCGAUCCAAGUUCAUGUGACAUGAUUGAUGAAUUUCUCCUCGGUGCUUCGAUUUCAUCAACAGGUAAUGAAUGAAGGAUCAGUUUGCACCACGAAGAUGGAAAAGCACACACACAUUUCAUUUUUUCCAGAUUUCCGGAGCUCGUCGAGCCAUCGGAACAGUCUUGUUUUUCGAUUUCUACAGUAUACAAAAUCAGCUGAAUGCCUAUGUUUCUACUAUGGGAUUUGUUGUUACUUAUUUAUGAUUUGUAGUAAUGAAUAAAGUGUUGCCAACUUUGCAUCAGUA
Messenger RNA from Andrographis paniculata, 1019 nucleotides. RefSeq lists its product as uncharacterized. Lineage: Eukaryota; Viridiplantae; Streptophyta; Magnoliopsida; Lamiales; Acanthaceae. Bases 76 to 753 code for a protein of 225 amino acids. The transcript has 2 exons. The record is from RefSeq and is a predicted model, not a curated record.